CUCUUGAUGGCAGCACAGCUGUCACGGCAGCGAGCGAGCAAUGCUCAGGAGCAGAAUAUGGCUGAGAACGCUUUUGAGGAGAUGACAAACGAACAGCAAGACGAACAGACAUCUUUUAUACCCAUAGAAAAACUAGAACAAGCUGGUGUGAGCUCCGGAGAUAUAAAGCGAUUGAAAGAGGCUGGAUUUAACACUGUCGAGCGAAUAGCUCAUGCCAUGCGGAGCGAAAUUGCUAAUGUUAAGGGGAUCAGCGAGCAGAAGGCGGACAAGUUGCUCGUAAGCCUUUCGCAAUCUUGCUGA
Messenger RNA from Strongylus vulgaris, 300 nucleotides. NCBI's taxonomy places the organism in Eukaryota, Metazoa, Nematoda, Chromadorea, Rhabditida, Strongylidae. The record is from the annotation of a GenBank genome assembly.